GAUUCCUAUCCUGCCUACUUCUCCACUCCUUCCCUUCCUUCUCUUCUCUUCUGACUCCUCCACUCUGGACUCCUGUCGGUGAAAUCCUUCGUGCCUCUCCCAUUUUUUAUUCUCAUUUCCCGCCUUCCUUUCUUCUAGUCCCGGGAGCCAAUGAGAGACAUUGCCUCCGUUUAAGCGACGGCUUGAGACUCGGAGUGCACGAGGGGGCAUCGACACUGAGUGGUAAUGGAGAGCACCCCUUCCAGGGGUGGACUGAAUCGAGUACACCUACAAUGCAGGAAUCUGCAGGAAUUCCUAGGGAGCCUGAGCCCUGGGGUACUGGAUCGAUUGUAUGGGCACCCUGCCACCUGUCUGGCUGUCUUCAGGGAGCUCCCAUCUUUGGCUAAGAACUGGGUAAUGCGGAUGCUCUUUCUGGAACAGCCUUUGCCGCAAGCUGCUGUAGCUCUGUGGGUGAAGAAGGAAUUCAGCAAAGCUCAGGAGGAAAGCACCGGGCUGCUGAGCGGCCUCCGUAUCUGGCACACCCAGCUGCUCCCUGGUGGUCUCCAGGGCCUCAUCCUCAACCCUGUAUUCCGCCAAAACCUCCGCAUUGCCCUUCUGGGUGGGGGCAAGGCCUGGUCUGAUGACACAAGUCAGCUGGGACCAGACAAGCACGCCCGGGAUGUCCCCUCACUUGACAAGUACGCUGAGGAGCGAUGGGAGGUGGUCCUGCACUUCAUGGUGGGAUCCCCCAGCGCAGCUGUCAGCCAGGACUUGGCUCAGCUCCUCAGCCAGGCUGGGCUCAUGAAGAGUGCUGAACCUGGAGAGCCGCCCUGCAUUACCUCUGCGGGCUUCCAGUUCCUGUUGUUGGACACCCCAGCCCAGCUCUGGUACUUUAUGUUGCAGUAUCUGCAGACAGCCCAGAGUCGGGGCAUGGACCUAGUGGAGAUUCUCUCCUUCCUCUUCCAGCUCAGCUUCUCUACUCUGGGCAAGGAUUACUCUGUGGAAGGUAUGAGUGAUUCUCUGUUGAACUUCCUGCAACAUCUGCGUGAGUUUGGGCUUGUUUUCCAGAGGAAGAGGAAAUCUCGGCGUUACUACCCAACGCGACUGGCCAUCAAUCUCUCAUCAGGUGUUUCUGGGGCUGGGGGCACUGCACACCAGCCAGGCUUCAUUGUCGUGGAAACCAAUUACCGACUGUAUGCCUACACAGAGUCGGAGCUCCAGAUCGCCCUCAUUGCCCUUUUCUCUGAGAUGCUCUACCGCUUCCCCAACAUGGUGGUGGCACAGGUGACCCGGGAGAGUGUGCAGCAGGCCAUCGCUAGUGGCAUCACAGCCCAACAGAUCAUCCAUUUCCUAAGGACAAGGGCCCACCCAGUGAUGCUUAAACAGACACCUGUGCUGCCCCCCACCAUCACAGACCAGAUUCGGCUGUGGGAGCUGGAAAGGGACAGGCUCCGGUUCACCGAAGGCGUCUUGUAUAACCAGUUCCUGUCACAAGUGGACUUUGAGCUGCUGCUGGCCCACGCGCGGGAGCUGGGCGUCCUGGUGUUCGAGAACUCGGCCAAGCGGCUCAUGGUGGUGACCCCGGCCGGGCACAGCGACGUCAAGCGCUUCUGGAAGCGGCAGAAGCACAACUCCUGAGAGUGCGGGACCGGCCCCGGGCGGGGCGGGCCCGGGAGGGUGGGGCCGCGUGGAGGCGGGUGCGGCCUCAGAACUCAGGUGUUCUUUUUAUUCACACGUCGGGACUCUUGUUUAAUAAAGUUGUGAAAGUGAACCACAC
Molecule: messenger RNA, 1756 nt
Organism: Hippopotamus amphibius kiboko
Lineage: Eukaryota; Metazoa; Chordata; Mammalia; Artiodactyla; Hippopotamidae
Gene: GTF2H4
Product: general transcription factor IIH subunit 4
Exons: 14
Coding region: 226-1617 (463 amino acids)
Biological process (GO): nucleotide-excision repair
Cellular component (GO): transcription factor TFIIH holo complex; transcription factor TFIIH core complex
Molecular function (GO): ATPase activator activity; double-stranded DNA binding
Source: RefSeq, a predicted model, not a curated record